Ceratotherium simum simum (southern white rhinoceros) is the source of this 1829-nucleotide messenger RNA. RefSeq lists its product as uncharacterized. Lineage: Eukaryota; Metazoa; Chordata; Mammalia; Perissodactyla; Rhinocerotidae. The record is from RefSeq and is a predicted model, not a curated record. Gene Ontology annotation, biological process: regulation of transcription by RNA polymerase II. Gene Ontology annotation, molecular function: RNA polymerase II cis-regulatory region sequence-specific DNA binding; DNA-binding transcription factor activity.
CGCCGGUGCCGAGGGGGAAGUGCACCCCGGACUGCGGGGUUCGCGGCCGCAGUGGCACCUGGAUCCGAGGAGGAGGCAGCUCUGCCAUCUCAGGACUCUGCCCUUCCCCAAGAGAGGAACCAGGAGAAGGAGGACCCGUCAGCCCAUGGGAUUCUAAAAGUCAUGUCCCUUGGGUCAGACUUGUUCAGGGAUGUGGCUGUAGUCUUCUCCCAAGAAGAAUGGGACUGGCUGGCGCCUGCUCAGAGGGAUUUGUACAGAGACGUGAUGUUGGAGACCUAUAGCAACCUGGUCUCACUGGGUCUUGCCAUUUCCAAACCUGAUGUGAUCUCCUUCCUGGAGCAAGGCAAAGAGCCCUGGAUGGUGGAGAAAGCAGCGAGAGGAGGCCUGUGCCCAGUAUUGGAGUCCUGGUAUGAUACUAAGGAAUUAUCUCCAAAGCAGCACAUUUAUGAAGGACAAUCCCCCCGGUGGGAGAUAACGGAAAGCCUUACAGGUUAUGGUCUUGAGUGCUCGAGCUUCCAAGAUGAUUGGCAAUGCAGAAGCCAGCUUGACAGACAACAGGGAAGUCCAGAUGUACAUUUGAGUCAAAUGAUAAUCAGUCAUGAAGAAAUGUCCACUUUCGACCAGCAAGCAUCCCUUACUUUUUAUCAGAAAAUUCACACUGGAGAAAAACCCUAUGGGUAUAAUGAAUGUAGAAAAGACUUCUGGCAAGAGGACUUCCUUCUUAAUCAUCAAGGAAUUCAUAGUAAUGAGAAACCCUAUAAAUGUAAGGAAUGUGGGAAGGCCUUUAAAUAUGGCUCACGACUAAUUCAACAUGAGAAUAUUCAUUCUGGCAAGAAACCCUAUGAAUGUAAGGAAUGUGGAAAGGCCUUCAAUUCUGGUUCAAAUUUCAUACAACAUCAGAGAGUUCAUACUGGUGAGAAACCUUAUGAAUGUAAGGACUGUGCAAAGGCCUUUAGUCGAAGCUCACAGUUGAUUGAACAUCAACGAAUUCAUACUGGUGAGAAACCCUAUCAAUGUAAGGAAUGUGGCAAGGCCUUCAAUCGGAUCUCACAUCUUAAAGUACAUUAUAGAAUUCAUACUGGGGAAAAACCCUAUGCAUGCAAGGAAUGUGGGAAGACCUUUAGUCAUCGGUCUCAGUUGAUUCAACAUCAGACUAUUCAUACUGGCAAGAAACUCUAUGAAUGUAAGGAAUGUGGGAAGGCCUUUAAUCAAGGCUCAACUCUUAUUCGACAUCAGAGAAUUCAUACGGGUGAGAAACCCUAUGAAUGUAAGGCAUGUGGGAAGACCUUUAGGGUGAGCUCACAACUUAAGCAACAUCAGAGAAUCCACACUGGAGAGAAACCCUACCAAUGUAAGGUAUGCGGUAGGGCGUUCAAACGCGUCUCACAUCUUACUGUACAUUAUAGAAUUCAUACAGGUGAGAAACCAUAUGAAUGUAAGGAAUGUGGGAAGGCCUUUAGUCACUGCUCACAGCUGAUUCAACAUCAGGUAAUUCAUACUGAGGAAAAGCCUUAUAAAUACAAGGAAUGUGGGAGGACUUUAAAUCAUGAUUCAACUAUUCAACAUCAGAAGAUGCAUAAUAGAGAAGCACAAGUGGAUAUAAUAAAUGUAGAAAAGCCUUCCAUCAGCACUUACCCCUUAUUAAUCAUCAGAGAGUUUAUGUUAGCAAGCAACCAUAUGAAUGGAAGUAAUGGGAAGAGCCCAUUAGCUUAGGCUAAUCAAAACUUACUCCUGUCUUGGAGAAAGACUUGACAAUGUAAUGUAAGUGAGAAUGCCUUCCUUCAGAGCUCUCCUUAAUCCUGAGUCAUAAUAUUCAUAUUGAAGAAAAA